This is a messenger RNA of Rosa rugosa (rugosa rose), 869 nucleotides long. RefSeq names its product pterin-4-alpha-carbinolamine dehydratase 2, mitochondrial. Gene Ontology annotation, biological process: tetrahydrobiopterin biosynthetic process. Lineage: Eukaryota; Viridiplantae; Streptophyta; Magnoliopsida; Rosales; Rosaceae. Gene Ontology annotation, cellular component: mitochondrion. The record is from RefSeq and is a predicted model, not a curated record. Gene Ontology annotation, molecular function: 4-alpha-hydroxytetrahydrobiopterin dehydratase activity. The transcript has 7 exons. The coding region runs from base 13 to 618 and encodes 201 amino acids.
CUUUUUUGUUAAAUGCAACACAUUUGCCCUCCGUUUGUAACCGCUACAGAGAAACCCAACAGCCCGAUAUUCAUGAGUCGGAUGUUACAGCUUCCAUUUCCAAAGGUAGCAGUAGUAUCAGUGUUUCAGAACCUGUUUGGAGCUCAUGGACGUUCCAGUAGCCGAGUUUAUGAGAUACUUCAGAACAAUGUGAGGGUGUCAUCCGGUAGAAACUCAGUUUCUGGAUUUAGAACUUUUUGCACUGGCCAAGAUUUGUCAACAAAGAAGUGUGUGCCGUGCUCCUCAAAGGAUAUGCGACCUAUGACUGAAGAAUCGGCAAGUAAUUUACUCCCAAAGGUGGAUGGAUGGAAUAUGGUGAGUGAAAGUGGUUUGUUGAAACUGAAAAAGUCAUGGAGAGUUAAAUCCUUCACAAAAGGAAUGGAAAUGUUUAAGCUCAUAGCUGAUGUAGCAGAAGCAGAAGGUCAUCAUCCCGACCUUCAUCUUGUUGGAUGGAACAAUGUGACCAUUGAGAUCUGGACACAUGCAGUUGGUGGAUUGACUGAGAAUGAUUUCAUACUGGCUGCUAAAAUCAAUGCACUUGAUAUGCAAAAUCUGAUGAGGCGGAAAGCUACUGAUUGAGCAGCCGGGAAAGCAUACCUAUGCAACGGUCGGAAUUUUCACAUGUGUUCCUGAAAAGAAAAAAAUGUGUUUGUCUUUUGUUGGUAUUUUGGUGUACAAUCGAGCGUCUGAGGAUUUACUUAGUUCAACAAAAAUUUCUUGUUAGUGUCUGAAGAUACAUGAAGUGGCUGUUUCUUUUAUGUUUAAAGAUCUUCAAAGCUCAAUGAAUAUAUGUCUGGCAUCAUCUUUGGGCUGGAGUUUUCUUUUCUGAA